Diaporthe citri is the source of this 3450-nucleotide messenger RNA. RefSeq lists its product as uncharacterized. Gene Ontology annotation, molecular function: GTPase activity; GTP binding; U3 snoRNA binding. The transcript is spliced from 2 exons. Gene Ontology annotation, cellular component: nucleus; 90S preribosome. The record is from RefSeq and is a predicted model, not a curated record. NCBI's taxonomy places the organism in Eukaryota, Fungi, Ascomycota, Sordariomycetes, Diaporthales, Diaporthaceae. Gene Ontology annotation, biological process: ribosome biogenesis; maturation of SSU-rRNA from tricistronic rRNA transcript (SSU-rRNA, 5.8S rRNA, LSU-rRNA); endonucleolytic cleavage of tricistronic rRNA transcript (SSU-rRNA, 5.8S rRNA, LSU-rRNA). The coding region runs from base 1 to 3450 and encodes 1149 amino acids.
AUGGAGGCGCAAAGCAACAAGCCUCACCGGAAGCCUAAGGAGAAGAAGAAGCAUACCGGAGACAAUCCCAAGGCCUUUGCGGUACACAGGCCCGGAAAACUCCAAGCACAAACUGCACGAUCGCAGGAUAUAAAAGAAAAGCGACUCCAUGUUCCUCUCGUCGACAGAUUUCCUGAUGAACCUCCACCUCGGCUCGUGGCCAUCGUCGGCCCGCCCGGCGUGGGCAAGACGACCCUUCUCAAGAGUUUGAUCCGCCGAUACUCCAAGGAGACGGUCUCGAACCCUCAGGGACCAAUCACAGUCGUCACCUCGAAGAAGCAACGCUUGACUUUCAUCGAAUGCCCCAACGAGCUCGAGGCCAUGGUUGACGUCGCCAAAGUAGCAGACAUUGUGUUGCUGAUGAUUGAUGGCAACUUUGGAUUCGAAAUGGAGACAAUGGAGUUUCUGAACGUCCUGGCUGCAACUGGUAUGCCAGGUAACGUCUUUGGCAUUCUUACGCAUCUUGACCUGUUCAAAAAACCACACACCCUCAGGGAUGCAAAGAAGAGGUUAAAGCACAGGCUAUGGAGCGAGCUCUACCAAGGCGCACAUUUGUUCUACCUCUCGGGCGUUAUCAACGGACGUUAUCCCGACCGCGAGGUACACAACCUGUCACGAUUCCUCUCCAUUAUGAAGAACCCUCGGCCGUUAAUAUGGAGGAAUUCACACCCGUACACGAUUAUCGAUAGUUGGCGCGACAUCACGCACCCCACCAAAAUCGAGGAAAAUGAAAAGUGUGACCGGUCCAUAGUGCUCUCUGGAUAUUUGCGUGGCACAAAUUUCGCAUCGCAGGGCCAGAGGGUGCACAUACCUGGUCUGGGUGAUUACACUCUUGCAGAUGUGGAAGUUCUGCCCGACCCGUGUCCAACACCUGCUAUGGAGCAGGCGCUCGCCAAGAUCACCGGCAAGACCGGCCGGCGACGUUUGGACGACAAGGACAAGAAGAUGUACGCCCCAAUGUCGGAUCGGAGUGGGCUGCAAGUGGAUGGAGACGCCAUUUACAUUUACCGGGACAAAGGGUUCACGUUCGAUAAGGACGCCAAAGAUGUCGAGCGGGGCGAGGGUGAGGAGUUGAUAAUCAACCUCCAGUCCGAGAGGCGUCUCCUGGGUCAGACCGAGGACGGGGUACAGCUAUUCGCGGGUGGUGAGGAGCUCAAAGAGACCGGCGAUGACGACACCGGUCGCAAGAGCCACAGGCAGGCGAGAAUCGCUGACCAGGCCGAGGCUGAUGCUGAGGACGAUCUACGAGACGAUGACGAAGACUCCGAUGCAGACGAGGAUGCAUCGGACGUCGAGACCGAAUUCAACGAGAAAAAGCUGGGCAAGAUGUUUCGAAAAGACGCUGAAAAAGACGGGGACAACGAUGACGUUGCUUUCGCAGACAGUGAUUCGGAUCUGGGCUCAAUAUCAGGCGAGGAAGGCACAGAUGUGGACUCGAGUGAUGGGGAAGACUUUGACUCUGGCGACGAGGAGGCCGCUCUAAAGUGGAAGGAAAAUAUGGAGGAGCGAGCAAAGCAGCGCCAUGGGAAGAAGGCCCCGUUCCAGGCAGCAGACCUGGCACGAAUGUUGUACAACGACUCUCUGAGCAUACCUGACAUUCUGAGAAGGUGGCGAGGGGAUCAGGAAGACGACGAGGAUGAGGAAGAGGAUAUCGAGGAGGAUUCCGGAGACGAGACCUUCUUCAAAAAGUCCAAGAACGAGAAGGAGGAUCUCGCGGACGAUCGGUCGAUACCAACCUUUGACUACGACAGACUGGCAUCGUAUUGGUCAAACGAGGAGAGCAUUGAAGCUUUGAGGCAAAAGUUCACUACCGCUGCGUUGUUGGAUGACGAUGAGGGUGAAGAUGAAGACGGAGAUGAUGAUUUCGACGGCUUUGGCUCAGGAGAUGAGCGAGGCGAGGGUGACGAUGAUGAUGAUGAUGACGAAGGCGACGGCGCUUUCGAAGAUCUCGAAACUGGCGAGAAGCAUGGCCCGGUCGAGACAGGCCUGGAAGCGGAGCGGGAGAAGAAUGCUCGUCGGAAAGAGGAGCUCAAACUGAGGUUUGAAGAAGAGGAUCGUGAAGGCUUUAACAACGACAAAGCCAACGCUCGACGAGAGGGCGGAGGCGACGACGACUUCGGCGAGGACGAUUGGUAUGAUGCCCAAAAGGCCAUGAUACAGAAGCAGCUGGACAUCAACAAGGCCGAGUUUGAGAACCUGGACGAGAGACAACGAUUACUGGUGGAGGGCCACAAGGCGGGCAAAUAUGCCAAACUGGUCAUCGAGGGUGUGCCGGCCGAGUUUGUCAAGCAAUUCAACCCGAAGAUGCCAAUCAUCGUGGGAGGUCUCUCCGCCACCGAAGACAGAUUUGGAUUCGUCCAGGUGCGAAUAAAACGGCAUAGGUGGCACAAGAAGAUCUUGAAGACUGGCGACCCGCUCAUUUUCUCGCUGGGCUGGAGGAGGUUCCAGUCGAUGCCCAUCUACAGCAUUUCUGACUCCCGAGUACGGAACAGAAUGCUGAAGUACACGCCGGAGCACAUGCACUGCUUCGCCACUUUCUAUGGCCCCUUGAUAGCACCGAACACUGGUUUCGUCAGCUUCAACAACUUUUCGAACUCCAACCCCGGCUUCAGGAUAGCGGCAACGGGCACCAUUCUGAGCGUGGACGAGUCCACCGAGAUUGUCAAGAAGCUCAAGCUGACGGGUACUCCCUACAAGAUCUUCAAGAACACGGCCUUCAUCAAGGACAUGUUCAACACCUCGCUCGAGAUUGCCAAAUUUGAAGGUGCAUCCAUCAAGACAGUCUCUGGCAUCCGAGGUCAGAUCAAGCGCGCCCUGUCCAAGCCGGAGGGCCACUUCCGCGCGACCUUUGAGGACAAGAUCCUGCUCAGCGACAUUGUGUUCCUGCGGGCGUGGUACCCCAUCAAGCCGCACCGCUUCUACAAUCCCGUGACGAACCUGGUCGGGUGGCAGCGGGCGCGGCUGACGGGCGAGAUCCGCGCCGAGGAGGCGCUCCCGACGCCGCAGAACAAGGACAGCCAAUACCGCAAGAUCGAGCGCGCCGAGAGACACUUCAACCCGCUGCGGGUGCCCAGGAAGCUGGCGGCCGACCUGCCGUACAAGAGCCAGAUCGUGCAGACCAAGGUGCAGAAGAAGCCGACAUACAUGCAGAAGCGGGCGGUGGUGCUCGGCGGCGAGGAGAAGAAGGCGCGGGACCUGAUGCAGAAGCUGACGACGAUCCGCAAGGACGUCGCGGAGAAGAGGAAGGCCAAGAAGGACGAGAACAGGGCCGAGUUCAAGAAGAAGAUGGCCGAGAUGGCGGAGAGGAAGGCCGCGAGGGAGAAGAGGGAGACGAAGGAGUGGUGGAGCAAGGAGGGCAAGAAGAGGAGGUCUGGAGAGGAAGGCGGUGGCGGUGGGAAGAGGAGGAAGUAG